AUGAGUAAAACAUUUAAAGGUGUUAACCCUCGCAGGGCUGCUGGCCCAGACGACAUCCCCAGCCGCGUCCUCAGAGCAUGCGCAGACCAGCUGGCAGGUGUGUUUAUGGACAUAUUCAAACAAUCCCGAUCCCAGUCUGUUGUUCCCACAUGCUACAAGAGGGCCACCAUUGUCCCUGUUCCCAAGAAAGCUAAGGCAGAGGGAGACCACGAUCAAGCCAAAACUGAUAAACAGAAAGCGGAGGAGGACAAACAGAAAGCGGAGGAGGACAAACAGAAAGCGGAGGAGGACAAACAGAAAGCGGAGGAGGACAAACAGAAAGCGGAGGAGGACAAACAGAACAUGGAGGAGGAAAAACAGAAAGCAGAGGAGGACAAACAGAAAGCGGAGGAGGACAAACAGAACAUGGAGGAGGAAAAACAGAACAUGGAGGAGGAAAAACAGAACAUGGAGGAGGACAAACAGAAAGCGGAGGAGGAAAAACAGAACAUGUAG
Molecule: messenger RNA, 495 nt
Organism: Oncorhynchus nerka (sockeye salmon)
Lineage: Eukaryota; Metazoa; Chordata; Actinopteri; Salmoniformes; Salmonidae
Product: putative autophagy-related protein 11
Exons: 2
Coding region: 1-495 (164 amino acids)
Source: RefSeq, a predicted model, not a curated record